Messenger RNA from Hypomesus transpacificus, 1775 nucleotides. RefSeq lists its product as uncharacterized. The transcript has 11 exons. Bases 489 to 1580 code for a protein of 363 amino acids. Lineage: Eukaryota; Metazoa; Chordata; Actinopteri; Osmeriformes; Osmeridae. The record is from RefSeq and is a predicted model, not a curated record.
GAACCAACUUCUUGGAAAGGAGCCAUUGGUCUGUCCAGCCUGUAGCCCUGAAAUGGUGGCUGUUUCUGUGGAUGGCAACAGAAAGUUGUACAGGUUCCAGAAAACAAACCAGAGUGAAGAGCCAGGGUUCUUCGAUGGAGUGUUUUUAGCCCGAGACUCUGAGGUGUCCAGUUUUGUUGAGGAGGUCCGGGGAACUGUCAAGAGUACCGCAGGAAAAGCGAUGUGUGGUGACACCCAAUGGAAUGCAGCAAGAGAGACUUCAAAGCGGGCCAACAAGUUGGAUGAAGAAGGUGUGGAAAUUGCUGUGUGUAGACAUGGAUUUCUUCUCAAAGGUCUGAAUAUGUAUAGAGGAGAAAUCUUUGCAUAUCCAAUGUUUCUCCAAAAAGAGUUCCAGAGUGCUACAUUUUUGGCCAUGGAUGUAACCUGCCGAUAUGUGCCAUACUUGACAAGUGUCAGAGGCCCUGACGCAUCUUCAACCCCUUCAGGAAAUGAGGCAUUGCUUGUCUGUGAUGCAUGCCAAAGCCCACAAUACAAAAUGCGAGAUUCUGUGGACUGCAAGGAACCAGGAGGGCGCCGGCACCACUCUCGGUGAAGAAGUAGAGCAAGUGAAUAGUUUUCUCUCCAGAUGUGCCCUUACCACCAAGUAUAUGGCCAAGUCAGUAAGAACUGACAUGCUGACUGUCCAUGCUAUGGGGUGGAAUGAACGGAAAGAGAAUGGCCUCCAUAUAGCCUUGUCUUCUAGAUUCAAGAAGACAGUAGAGAAGACUGUGGAUGUAGCUGAGAGCCUGAAGACAAUGCAGGAGCAGUUGCAUUGCUGUGAUGACAUGCUGAAACAAUGGGUUGUUGAUGUCAAGCAGUGGGCCAGUAGCAGAAGCGCAGCACCUGGUCCUGUUGAUGCUCAAAGUUUGCAGAUCACAAUCGAAGCACUCUUUGUGAGCAUUUGUCAGAAAAAGCACUACCUUUACAAACAAAAUGAUCGCAACAAAAGGCGACAGAAAAUAACUCAAAAGAUAGCCCAGGAAAAGAAACGGUUGCUGGAAGACAUCCAGAGAUACAACCAACAGCCUGAUGGUGACCUUGUGGACACAGAGUUAGUUGUGCAGAAACUCUCUAACAAAGCUGCAGAGAGCAUGAUCUGGCCUUGGCAGGAACAGAACACAGACGGUGUGGACAUCCUUACAAAGAAGAAGCUCUUUGACCACGUAAUGCUUGCCUCACGACUAAAAGAGGAAAAGCAGAUCCUUGUGAAGGAGAUGCUGCAGCACUGCCAGUACCUCAAGGACUCAGUGGCAAAGGUCCAGACACUGAUGGGCACUGUUUUAGUGAGCACACAGACAGGAAGCUUGCCAAAUGGAUUAACCGAGGAGGGGUCCAAGGGCCUCAUCAGUGCACUAAAAAGAAGACUGCAAGACCUGAGACUCCAACAGCAGACCAUAGCAGGCACCUACAGAUGCACUCUCAAACCAAGUAACAAGCUGGUGGAAGAGGAGGACAGGGAAAUGGAAGAAGACAUGGACUGGCAACGUGGCAACAGCUCGGAUGAUGAUGAUAGUGAUGAGGAGGAGGAUGCAGAGAAUUGAAUUCAAGUCACUUGGAUCUGAAUCAGUCAGUCACAGCUGUAAUCGCCUGAGACCUAACUGGAUAUACUGUAAUGUAUACUGUGUGUUCUCUCCCUUUGAUCUCUACCUGUAAUGGCCCAGGCGAGUCAAUUGCAACGAAGGCUGCCUCCAGAGCAUGACUGCAGCAGAGCACAGAGCAUUAUUUGUAAAUGAGUG